Messenger RNA from Physella acuta, 572 nucleotides. RefSeq names its product methyltransferase-like protein 27. Gene Ontology annotation, molecular function: S-adenosylmethionine-dependent methyltransferase activity. The record is from RefSeq and is a predicted model, not a curated record. Lineage: Eukaryota; Metazoa; Mollusca; Gastropoda; Physidae.
GUUAUGGUAAGAAGAAAGCUGAGUACGCCAACGCCGCACACACGCUCAACUACACAGGACCGCAGUACGUGGCUGAUAUGUUGGCUGGGCUGUACCCCAACCACAGGGACAAGGUGACCAUCUUGGACAUGGCUGCUGGCACAGGUUUUGUAGGAGAGGAACUGCACAAACGCGGGUUCGUCAACAUACACGCUCACGAAGGCUCAGUCGAGAUGUUGGAAACGUCACGAGAAAAGGGAGUUUACUCUCACUUCCUUCUCUGUCUGCUUACAGAAGAGAAUGGUCUCCCUUUACUCAGUGACACCUACGAUGCUAUAUCGAUGAGUGGUGGAGCUGCUGAAAACCACCUCCCACCCUGCGCUCAGGAGGAGUUAGCUCGUGUGAUCAAACCCGGAGGGUAUUUCGUGAACUCGUAUCGGGCCACUCUACUAGCCAGCGACUAUGGUAAACAAUGGGAGGAAGUGGCCAAGAAACUUGAGGACAAUGGGAAAUGGAAGAUGUAUGGGCGCAUGACCUUCAGGAACUACAACGUGCUUACUGGUGGCAUCGUUGAUAUUUAUAAAGUCUUAUAG